UUUACGUCAUCUCCCCGCGCCGGCCGACCCCCCACAUGUAAACAUUUCACGUUUCUUGAGAAUAUUUACCUCAAAUGGCACCGACGGAUCAGAAAAUGAAAAGUAAUAAGUUUACAGCGAAAGAUGGCAACUGGAAGAAAUCAAAAAAUAAUGCACAGGGUGUCAAGAAAAAGAGGAAAUGGAUCCCGGAGCACAAAGUAUUCGAAGGCAGCGUUAAAGAGGGUCAGGGGUUUGCAUUCAAGAGGAAGGAGAAAGUCAGACAUGAGUACAACAAGCUGCUGCGAAAGGAGAAGAGGAAGAACCCUGAGUCUAAACCGCUAUACAAGGAGGAGUAUCCAGAACACCUCAGGCACCUUUACAUGGCUGAGGCAGAGAAACUGCAACAGGAGGCCUGGAUGAACAGAAUGAACAGGAGUAAACUGAGAAUGAAGGGGAAGGAGAAGGGAAAGGAGACAGCUGAAAAUGAUGCUGUUGCACAACAGAGUGAAGCUGCUGAUCCAGAUCCAGAAGUUACUGGUGGAUCUGAACUGACAGAUUCUGUGACUGGAAACCCUGACCCGACUGCAGCCUCAGAGAGAGAAAGUCUUCCAAUAAGCAACCGCAUGAGGAAGAAAAUGCUGAAGAAGACGUCAUACCAGAGGACAAAAGAGGAAUUUGAGAGUGUCAAAGAAAAACGGAAAAAAAAGAAAGAGGAGUACCUGAAGAACAAGCAGCAGAAAGAAGAAGCCAUUCAGAAAUACAAACAGAAAAAGAUGGAGACUUUCCAGAUGCUGAGCAAAAAGACCAAGAAAGGACAACCCAAUCUCAACCUCCAGAUGGAGUAUUUGCUUCAGAGGAUCCAAGGAACCGAGAAAUGACUCCAGGGUCAAAGCUGAUCCUGUGGAAUGAAUGAACAAAAGAACGGACCUUCCCUGUAUUUGACUAUGUUGUUAAACAGCCUGUCGAGGUGCAUUGGAAUCAUGCUUCCACUUGCGUCUUUUCAGUACUGAUUUAUAUGUAGAGUGACAAUGUGAGUCUAGUUUGCCUCUACACUAAACACAGAGUGAAAGCUUGUGGUUGUUUAAUUUGAUCUGUGCUUUUACUUUUAUAUUGUAAUUUUGCAGCUGCAGCCCAUCUUUAGUCUCAGACCACAAGAUGGCAUUGUAAGAUAUGAAGAGGUUGGAAACAUGCUCAUGUAAGAGAUCUAUUAAUCAAUAAAUGUUUGAGUUUCCUGUAAAUUAUUUUGAAAUGGGAAAUAAA
Messenger RNA from Seriola dumerili (greater amberjack), 1239 nucleotides. It is a transcript of the gene ccdc59, whose product is annotated as coiled-coil domain containing 59. The transcript is spliced from 4 exons. NCBI's taxonomy places the organism in Eukaryota, Metazoa, Chordata, Actinopteri, Carangiformes, Carangidae. Bases 75 to 857 code for a protein of 260 amino acids. The record is from RefSeq and is a predicted model, not a curated record. Gene Ontology annotation, cellular component: nucleus.